AUGGCGUUUCCACAGCCUAACGCACAAAGAGAAUUAACUAACAGGAAGAUAUUAGAAGAACUCCAGUUGAAGAAGCAGAUGCUUCUUAAGCAGGGUGCUGUGGCUCCACUGACUGCUACCUCCAUAUCACUGACGCAGCCUAGCCCGGUCAGCCAGUUGCCUAUGUGCUCAAUACCUCCUGUGUCGGCCACUGCUGGUUUUCCCCAACUACCAGAAGCUAACAUAGUAAACACGAGUCAUAGAGCAGCAUUACAACACGCUAACGCCACCUCUUGUGGCUAUUUCGUCUCUCAAGACUCUUCAUUUGGAAACCAGAUUCUUCCAGUUCUUCCUAGAUUUGAUAACAAGUGA
Molecule: messenger RNA, 351 nt
Organism: Arctia plantaginis
Lineage: Eukaryota; Metazoa; Arthropoda; Insecta; Lepidoptera; Erebidae
Source: the annotation of a GenBank genome assembly